Triplophysa rosa is the source of this 444-nucleotide messenger RNA. Its product is annotated as hemoglobin subunit beta-2-like. The record is from RefSeq and is a predicted model, not a curated record. Lineage: Eukaryota; Metazoa; Chordata; Actinopteri; Cypriniformes; Nemacheilidae. Gene Ontology annotation, cellular component: haptoglobin-hemoglobin complex; blood microparticle; hemoglobin complex. The transcript has 3 exons. The coding region runs from base 1 to 444 and encodes 147 amino acids. Gene Ontology annotation, biological process: oxygen transport; hydrogen peroxide catabolic process. Gene Ontology annotation, molecular function: oxygen carrier activity; oxygen binding; organic acid binding.
AUGGUUGAGUGGACAGAGUUCGAGCGCGCCACCAUCCAGGACCUCUUCUCCAAGAUGGACUACGACACUGUGGGUCAACAAUCCCUUGCGAGAUGUCUUAUCGUCUACCCCUGGACCCAGCGGUACUUUGGAGACUUUGGAAACCUGUACAACGCCGCCGCCAUCAUGGGAAACUCGAAGGUUGCUGCUCACGGUAAGGUUAUCCUCCACGGCCUGGACAGAGCUGUGAAGAACAUGGACAACAUCAAAGCUACCUAUGCCGAACUAAGUGUUCUGCACUCCGAGAAACUCCACGUCGACCCAGAUAACUUCAGGCUUUUGUCUGACUGCAUGACCAUCGUUGUUGCCGCAAAACUGGGAGCUGCAUUCACACCUGAUGUCCAGGCCGCUUUACAGAAGUUCCUCGCUAUUGUGGUUUCCUCUCUUGGAAGACAGUACCACUAG